AUUCGCCCCUCCCUUUCUGGCCGACUCCUAUAAAACAGCCGGCAGCGACGGUCUGCUCGCCCGCCUACUUGCAAAUCUCAACGACCUCCGCCAUGUCCUUCGUUGCUCCUCCUGGUUACCAGCCCGUCUACGGGCCUGCCAUUCCGUAUUUGGGGCCCAUCUACGGAGGUCUGAGGGAGGGAUCGUCCAUCUACAUACAGGGGUCUGUUCCGGACAAAAUCACAAGGUUCUUUAUGAACCUGCUGUGCGGACCGUCCGAGUCCAGCGACAUCGCCCUCCACUUCAACCCGCGUUUCGAUGGCUGGGACAAGGUGGUCUUCAACACCCGCCAGAACGCCACCUGGGAUGCAGAGGAGAAGAUCCGGGACAUGCCCUUCAGUAAGGGCAAGGCCUUCGAGAUGAUCAUCGUGUGCUCUGUGCAGAGCUACCAGUUCAAAAUCAACGGGAAAGAUUUCUACACCUUCAAUUACCGCCUGCCUUUGGCGAGAGUGUGCGGCUUGCAGAUUGGGGGAGACGUUUCCAUACAGACAAUUAACGUCAUUGGGGCUGGCGGCAUGGGUGGGGGAAUGGGGCAGCAACCGGGAGGCUAUCCAGGAGGUGCCAUGGGAGCAAGACCAGGAUGCGGUGCAGGCCAUCAGGGUGGCUAUCCUGGAGGCAUGGGAGGCAAUACGGGGGGUGCAUUCCCAGGGUCACACCUUCCGAGUAUGAGCGGCCAACCGAUCUACAACCCUCCCAUCCCGUACUCGGGCGUGAUCCCAGGAGGAAUGUUCCCCAAGAGAACUGUCAUCAUCCGGGGCAUGGUGCCUAACCGGGCAAAGAGGUUCAGCAUCAACUUGCUGGAGAGCAGAUCUGGGGACAUUGCCUUCCACAUGAACCCACGUGUGAAGGACGACGUGGUGGUGCGCAACAGCAUGAUAGGUGGCCACUGGGGCCAAGAGGAACGCCAGCUUGGCGCCAACCCCUUCAAGGAGGGCCAGUACUUUGACAUUUCCAUCCGUUGCGGCAGCGACUGCUUCAAGGUGUUCCUCAACGGGCAGCCCCUGUUCGAUUACACUCACCGCACGCGUGCCGUCAAUGAGAUCGACAAGCUGGAGGUGGCCGGGGACGUGCAGAUUUCCUACCUUCACUUCUGAAAGCAUUCCUGGUUCGCACCCAGCACCACAUUUAUACACUAUCUCCAUUGCAACCAACAUCAGACCAAAAGAUUUAUUUUCUUUGUAAAAAAUACUGGAGAUAAAAAGCAUCCAAGCAUGACAAAUAAAGGCUUUUGUUUUCA
Hippocampus zosterae (dwarf seahorse) is the source of this 1276-nucleotide messenger RNA. Its product is annotated as galectin-4-like. Gene Ontology annotation, molecular function: carbohydrate binding. The record is from RefSeq and is a predicted model, not a curated record. The transcript has 12 exons. Lineage: Eukaryota; Metazoa; Chordata; Actinopteri; Syngnathiformes; Syngnathidae. Bases 93 to 1133 code for a protein of 346 amino acids.